AUGUUGACCGUUUCUGCGCGACUGUGAGGACUGGAGACACGCGUGACUAAUUUUUGGUUCUUUUUUCGAAGAAGCAAAUAUUUGGAAGCUGCUGAGGAUAUUAUUGGACAUUUUUUGAGAACCCUUCUGAGAGCUUUUGAUAUCACUUGGCACAUUUUUCCCCCUCCGGCUUCUUCCUCAUGUUUUCAACUUGAUUUUCUCAGUUUGUCAUAAAGACACAAUCUCUGCACCUGAUGCACUGGACUUAAAAAAAAAAAAAAAAUGGGGAUCAUAGCAUCAGUGAUUUAACCAAGAUGGACCUAUCGGAUGUGUUCACUCCCGUACUGGCCACUUCGCCGCCAAACUCCUCGCUGGAGAAUGUCAACCAGACGUCCUCCUCGUCCAGACCUCCUUCUCUACCUCCUCACUCGCAGGUGGCGUCGGUGUGCAUCGUGCUGGUGGUCACGGUCAUCAUCCUGGGGACCGUGGUGGGCAACGUGCUGGUCGUGGUGGCGGUGUUCACCAGCCGAGCACUGAGGGCGCCGCAGAACCUCUUCCUGGUGUCUCUGGCUUCGGCGGACAUCCUGGUGGCAACGCUGGUCAUCCCCUUCUCAUUGGCCAAUGAGGUCAUGGGUUACUGGUAUUUUGGUUCCACCUGGUGUUCCUUCUACCUGGCCCUGGAUGUCCUCUUCUGCACUUCAUCCAUCGUCCAUCUCUGCGCCAUCAGCCUCGACCGUUACUGGUCCGUCACGAAGGCGGUGAGCUACAACCGCAAGCGGACUCCCAAGCGGAUCAAGGCAAUGAUCAGCGUUGUGUGGCUCAUUUCCAUCGUCAUCUCCUCGCCGCCGCUCCUCAUGACCCAGAAAGAGACGAUGUCAGAAAGCGAGGACGGGAAUGACAGGCAGGUGUGUCUGCUCAACAACCAGACCUGGUACAUCCUCUCCUCCUGCCUGGUGUCCUUCUUUGCGCCGGGCAUCAUCAUGAUUCUUGUCUACUGCAAGAUCUACCGUGUCGCCAAGCAGCGGGCCUCCACCGUGUUUGUGGCGAAGAACGUGAUGGAGCGGCAGCCAUCGCAGUCCGAGACAUGCUUCGCUGGCCCCAAUAGGACUUUCCAAAGAAAGGGGGCCAGCUGCGGAAAGGCACAAUAUGAGUUAGAAAGCCCGAGGCCUCCAAUCAGAAAUAGCUCCUCCAAUAUUGACAGCAACAGCAGCAAUCACAAGCGAGGAGAGCUGGACGACAUAGACCUGGAGGAGAAGUUCUGCGAAGCUGACGCAAAAUCAUCCUCUUCGUUUACUUCCUCUCUCCGCUUCCCAAGGAGAGCUGCCAUGAAAGUGAAGACGGAGGAGGGAGCGGACGCUGACGGAACAACCAACAGGUUGAAACCUCCCCCUCCUCCUCCUUCCUGCGCCUCCAUAUCGUGGGCAUCGUCCGACCAGUGCUCCCACCACUUACUCCUCCCAUCUCCGGUGCCCAUGCGCAGCCGGCAGAUGUCUCUGUCCAAAAACAAAGUGGCACAAAUGAGGGAGAAGCGUUUCACAUUUGUCCUGGCAGUGGUGAUGGGCGUGUUCGUUCUCUGCUGGUUCCCGUUCUUCUUCACUUACAGCCUCCAAGCUGUCUGCAGAGAGAACUGCUCCAUCCCCGACACACUCUUCAACAUCUUCUUCUGGAUCGGUUACUGCAAUAGCUCCCUGAACCCCAUCAUAUACACUAUUUUUAACCGAGAUUUCCGGAGGGCCUUCAAGAAGAUUUUAUUCCACACUCAUAAACGGACAUAAGAUGAGAAUGUACACAUAUUCUGUGAGCGUCUUCGGGUUGCUCACAUAACUGUGCACACACAGUUUUAAUCCUGCUUUCCACUGUGCUGUCAUAUCGACAUUAAAGGGCUUGU
Messenger RNA from Salarias fasciatus (jewelled blenny), 1867 nucleotides. RefSeq names its product alpha-2Db adrenergic receptor-like. Gene Ontology annotation, cellular component: plasma membrane. Gene Ontology annotation, biological process: regulation of smooth muscle contraction; platelet activation; regulation of vasoconstriction. The transcript is spliced from 2 exons. NCBI's taxonomy places the organism in Eukaryota, Metazoa, Chordata, Actinopteri, Blenniiformes, Blenniidae. Gene Ontology annotation, molecular function: epinephrine binding; alpha2-adrenergic receptor activity. The record is from RefSeq and is a predicted model, not a curated record. The coding region runs from base 294 to 1754 and encodes 486 amino acids.